Molecule: messenger RNA, 2118 nt
Organism: Pipistrellus nathusii (Nathusius's pipistrelle)
Lineage: Eukaryota; Metazoa; Chordata; Mammalia; Chiroptera; Vespertilionidae
Source: the annotation of a GenBank genome assembly
AUGGAGGACGAGAGGAAGGACGGAGCCUACGGAACGCCGCAGAAGUAUGACCCCACCUUCAAAGGACCCAUUUACAACCGGGGCUGCACAGACAUCAUCUGCUGUGUGUUCCUCCUCCUGGCCAUCGUGGGCUACGUGGCUGUGGGGAUCAUAGCCUGGACCCAUGGAGACCCCCGAAAGGUGAUCUACCCCACUGAUAGCCGCGGCCAGUUCUGCGGGCAAAAGGGCACAAAAAAUGCGAACAAACCCUACCUGUUUUAUUUCAACAUUGUGAAGUGUGCCAGCCCCCUCGUCCUGCUGGAAUUCCAGUGUCCCACCCCCCAGAUCUGCGUGGAGAAGUGCCCCAACCGAUACCUCACCUAUCUGAGUGCUCGCAGCUCCCCGGACUUUGAGUACUACAAGCAGUUCUGUGUGCCUGGCUUCCAGAACAACAAGGCUGUGGCUGAGGUGCUUCGGGAUGGUGACUGCCCCCCUGUCCUCAUUCCUAGCACACCGUUGGCCCAACGAUGCUUCCCCGCCAUCCACGCCCACAAGGGGGUCCUCAUGGUGGGCAACGCGACGACCUAUGAGGACGGGGACGGCGUCCGGAAAAACAUCACUGAGCUGGUCGAGGGCGCCAAGAAGGCCAACGGGGUCCUGGAGGCUCGGCAGCUGGCCAUGCGGAUCUUUGAGGAUUACACCGUCUCCUGGUACUGGAUCGUCAUAGGCCUGGUCAUCGCCAUGGUGAUGAGCCUCCUGUUCAUCGUGCUGCUCCGCUUCCUGGCUGGCAUUAUGGUCUGGGUGAUGAUCGUCAUGGUGAUUCUGGUGCUGGGCUACGGAAUAUUUCACUGCUACAUGGAGUACGCCCGCCUGCGUGGUGAAGCCGGCUCGGACAUCUCCCUGGUGGAUCUCGGCUUUCAGACAGAUCUCCGCGUGUACCUGCACUUGAGGCAGACCUGGAUGGCUUUCAUGAUAAUUCUGAGCAUACUUGAGGUUAUUAUCAUCUUGCUGCUCAUCUUUCUACGGAAGAGAAUUCUCAUCGCCAUCGCACUCAUCAAAGAAGCCAGCAGGGCUGUGGGAUACGUGAUGUGCUCCCUGCUGUACCCACUGGUCACCUUCUUCCUGCUGUGCCUUUGCAUCGCCUACUGGGCCAGCACUGCCGUCUUCCUGUCCACUUCCAACGAAGCUGUUUAUAAAAUCUUCGGCGAUGCCAACACCUGCCCAUUGAAUGGGAAAACCUGCAACCCUGAGACCUUCCCCUCCGCCAACGAGUCCCGCCUGUGCCCCGGAGCCCACUGCCAGUUCGCCUUCUACGGUGGUGAGUCAGCUUACCACCAGGCCCUGCUGGGCCUGCAGAUCUUUAAUGCCUUCAUGUUCUUCUGGCUGGCCAACUUCGUGCUGGCUCUGGGCCAGGUCACGCUCGCCGGAGCCUUCGCCUCCUACUACUGGGCCCUGCACAAGCCAGAUGACCUGCCUGCCUUCCCGCUCUUCUCCUCCUUCAGCCGCGCACUCAGGUACCACACAGGCUCCCUGGCCUUCGGUGCCCUCAUUCUGGCCAUCGUGCAGAUCAUCCGAGUGAUGCUGGAGUACUUGGAUCAGCGCCUGAAAGCUGCCGACAACAAGUUUGCCAAGUUCCUCAUGACCUGUCUCAAAUGCUGCUUCUGGUGCCUGGAGAAGUUCAUCAGAUUCCUCAAUAGGAAUGCCUACAUCAUGAUCGCCAUCUAUGGCACCAACUUCUGCACCUCGGCCAAGAACGCCUUCUUCCUGCUGAUGAGGAACAUCAUCAGAGUGGCUGUCCUGGACAAAGUUACUGACUUCCUCUUCCUGUUGGGCAAACUUCUGAUUGUGGGUAGUGUGGGGAUCCUGGCUUUCUUCUUCUUCACCCACCGUAUCAGGAUCAUACAAGACACAGCACCGCCCCUCAAUUAUUACUGGGUCCCUAUACUGACGGUGAUCAUCGGCUCCUACCUGAUCGCCCACGGCUUCUUCAGCGUCUACGGCAUGUGUGUGGACACCUUGUUCCUCUGCUUCUUGGAGGACCUCGAGAGGAAUGAUGGCUCGGCCGAGAGGCCUUACUUCAUGUCUUCCAACCUCAAGAAGCUGUUGAACAAGACCAACAAGAAGCUGGCGGAAUCUUAA